AUGUUCGGCGAGUUUUCCCCUUUUUUGGAUCUCCAAACUACUUCUUCUUUGUUCUAUUGCGUUUUGGUGCACAUUCUCAUCGCCGUCACGAUGCUCGGGUUUUGUGCCAAGAAGAGUAAGAAGGAGGAGGUGAAAUCGGAGCCUCAAUCUGCCCGCGAUCCUCUCGCUUCUCAAGAAACCCCCCGUGAGCCAGGCGGUGGUAACGAACGAUCCCGUCAUCACUUCACCCCACCGCACAUCGCUACAGCUGCUCCGGGACCAUCGGCUCUUCGGACUCAACACCACCGCCCAUGCCCAGUGCACUGCCACUUCAGUGAAACAUCCAACGACGCCAGCGACUCAUUCGUCGAUUCAGCAGACACCUCGGACAUCGAAUUCGACUCGACGCAAUCGUUGUCCGGCGGUGAUCACAACUCGUAUCUGGCUGAGCAAUGCACAUGCAUUUGUGCUCCGAAACAAGUACGAUUCCAGUGUCCGAAGACGUCCAGCCGUUCAUUGAGCUCUCGUCGUUUCAUUUGA
Molecule: messenger RNA, 519 nt
Organism: Caenorhabditis briggsae
Lineage: Eukaryota; Metazoa; Nematoda; Chromadorea; Rhabditida; Rhabditidae
Exons: 2
Coding region: 1-519 (172 amino acids)
Source: RefSeq, a predicted model, not a curated record